Fusarium oxysporum Fo47 is the source of this 4371-nucleotide messenger RNA. Its product is annotated as P-loop containing nucleoside triphosphate hydrolase protein. The coding region runs from base 1 to 4371 and encodes 1456 amino acids. The record is from RefSeq and is a predicted model, not a curated record. The transcript is spliced from 4 exons. Gene Ontology annotation, molecular function: ABC-type transporter activity; ATP binding; ATP hydrolysis activity. NCBI's taxonomy places the organism in Eukaryota, Fungi, Ascomycota, Sordariomycetes, Hypocreales, Nectriaceae. Gene Ontology annotation, biological process: transmembrane transport. Gene Ontology annotation, cellular component: membrane.
AUGUCAUCUGUCGGCCCUUGUCUUAACGAUGACUCGCUGGGGCCUGCUGUGCGCGGUUGUAGAGGCAACUUUGACUUCACUGUUGUCUUUGAAGAUGUCGUCUUUGUCAUUGUACCAGCUAUUGCUUUUAUUUGCCUUGGAUUUCUCCGGAUAUCAAAACUUUGCCGUUGCCAUCGCCCAAUAGUCGGCCCCUCGGCAGUUCAGUGGACGAAGCUGGCUCUUGCAAUAGGCUUGACUGUCUUGCAGCUUGUCCUCAUCAUUCUUGGACGGAACUCUUCCCAGUUCGCUUCAGGACAUUCUUUAGCUGCUGCCUCCCUUGCUUUCAUCGCAGCCCUGCUUCUUAUCCCACUGUCAUGGAUUGAGCAUUCAAGAGCCCCGCGACCGUCAACAGCCAUCGCUGCCUACAUUUCCGUCACGUUAUUAUUUGAUGUUGCUCGGACACGGACAGCAUGGCUUCUCAUUCCAUCGGGGCUCAACCCUAACUAUGCAUAUUUAUUAACAGCAGCCACUACCCUCAAAGCUAUCAUGGUUUUCUUGGAAUCACGUCAGAAAGAGAAAUGGCUCGGCUGGGAUGUGAAGCAGCAUAGCCCCGAGGAGACGAGUGGCAUUUGGAAUCUUGGCGUCUUCUUCUGGCUGAACACGUUGUUUAUGAAAGGCUAUCGUGUCAUCCUGACGCUGGAGAGUUUGUAUCCCCUCGACAAAGCCCUUACAGCUGAGACACAUCAACAUCUCGUUGAGCGAGUUCACAACAACCCCUACAAGGGCCAAAAAUACGGUCUGGCACGACUAUUGCUGCGGAUCCUACUCCUCCAAUUAUUACCACCAAUUAUUCCUCGUGCAGCGCUCCUCGCUGCCAGCAUAUGCCAACCGUUUCUCAUCCACGCCCUCUUGCACUACCUACAGAGCGAAGACCAAGACCAGAAUCAUGGAUAUGGACUCAUUGGCGCUACAGCUCUAACGUACGGGGCCAUUGCAUUCUCAACAGCAUUAUACUGGUACUUCCAAGAGCGUUUCGUCAUCAUGGUCCGUGGCAUUCUAGUGCUCGCCGUGUACGAGAAGACUACUGAGCUUAGAAUGCCCGCGGAUGGUGAUUCUGGCGCCCUCACAUUAAUGAGCACCGACGUGGAGCGCAUCACAAGAGGUGUUCUUGACCUCCAUGAAUACUGGGCCAACACUAUCCAGAUUGCUCUGUCUUGCUGGCUCCUCCAACGAGAGCUUGGCGCUGCAUUUGCUGCCUCCCUUGGUGUAGUCGCCGUAUCAACGCUCACGGCGUUUGGGAUAGGUAAGCUUCUUGGACCACGUCAAAAAGAAUGGAUGGAAGCAAUCGAAACGAGAGUUGGUGUCACUGCGGCUGCUAUUGCGCAGAUGAAGCUCGUCAAGAUGUCUGGCAUGACAAAGCCAAUUCAAUCUUACGUUCAGAGACUGCGAGUGAGAGAGAUUGAGAUCGGUGGGCGUUGGCGUAUGCUCCUCGCUGCAGCAGCCACUGUCUCUCAGGUUCCCAUGACCUUAUCUCCCGUUAUUACUUUUGCGGUGGCCACCAAGACGCUCAACACGACCUCAAUAUUCGUUUCCAUCUCCUACCUUACCCUUCUCGCAUCGCCUCUAAUGAUACUGUUUCAGAAAAUUCCACAGUUUCUUGGGGCGCUAACUUGUCUUCAACGGGUCCAGACGUACCUAGAGCGCGACCCAAGGUUUGACUAUCGCCAUCUUGAUAAUGGCAUAGUGUCAGCCGCAUCUAUGACUUCGUCUUAUCCUUCUGUAGCUGGCAUGAGCGGUAUGGGAUUUGAGAUGCAGACUUUAGAGAAGAAAGGAGCUCCUCACGUCGUGAUAAAGAACGGCAGCUUUGGGUGGCACGAGAACGUUGCUGUUCUCAAGCAUGUCAACAUAACCAUUCCAUCAUCACGUCUCACUGCUGUCGUUGGUCCUGUUGCAAGCGGGAAAUCCACCUUAUGCAAAGCCAUUCUCGGCGAAGUCCCCUUUUCGACAGGCUCCACGGUUGUCCUCCGUUCCAGAGUCGUUGGCUACUGUGAUCAACAGCCGUUCUUAACAAAUACCACCAUCCGUAACAACAUCAUUGGUCACAAUCACUUUGACGACAAGCGAUAUACUUCCAUUAUAAACGCUACUAUGCUCGACCGAGACCUCACGAAUCUCCCUCAGGGCGAUAGCACAAUGAUCGGAAGUAGUGGCAUCGCCUUGAGUGGCGGACAACGGCAACGAGUCGCAAUUGCUAGGGCACUAUACCUUGUAGACGCCGAACUCCUCAUCUUUGAUGAUGUACUCAGCGGCUUAGAUGCCAGAACGACUGAUCAUGUUUUCCGACAUGUCUUUGGACGAGAUGGUCUGCUUCGUCGUCGUGGUGCCACUGUUAUUCUGUGCACACAUAAUCUUCGGCACUUUCAAGCUGCGGACCAUGCCAUCAGAAUCAGCAGUACUGGAGACGUAUUUGGAGAGAAGCCCACGGGUGAAGAUGCCCGUCCAAAUUCUGAUCUAGGCUUCGAUUCAGAGCCAGCCUCGACUGAAGCACUUGGAAGCGCAGAAGAGCCAGCACCCUCCCACUCAUUACCAACUGUAGCCAUGACUGCAGAAGAAGCAGAGGCACGAAAAUUGGGCGACACGAGCGUCUUUGGCUAUUACAUACGUACAAUUGGCCUGAUUCCCAUUAUCGCCUUCGUUUUCGCUUGUGUAUGCAACGGCUUCCUCAACAACUUCCCACGCAUAUGGCUCACAUUCUGGGCUGACGAUGCGGCCCGGCCACAAAGAGGCUUGGUACAAAUGCACGCUCAGGCCUACUACAUCGGUAUAUACGCAAUGCUUCGAAUACUUGCUUUAGUAUCAUUCAUGGCUGCUGUGGUUCUGGUUCUAGGCCCCUUCAUUCGCCUUAGUGGCUCGGUACUGCACCAGAGGGCGUUGGAAACCGUCAUAAACGCACCGUUGCAACUCUUGACAACAUCAGACACUGGCACUAUCACCAACUACUUCUCCCAAGAUAUAACUAUUAUUGAUAAUGAGCUUCCUAUGGCUGUGGCUAAUGUGGUGCUGGAUAUUUUUGGUGUCAUUGGUAUGGGAGUGCUUAUUGCGUCGUCAUCACCUUGGCUAGGACUUACUUAUCCGGCCAUGAUACUUAUCUUAUGGUUGAUACAGCGGUUUUACCUCCGAACGUCUCGACAGCUUCGGCUAUUGGACCUCGAGGCCAAGAGUCCAUUAUACACUCAUUUUCUCGACACUUCAAGAGGCAUCGCCACCAUUCGUGCGUUAGGCUGGACGGGAGAGAACAUCAAACACAAUCGCCGACUGCUGAACCAGUCCCAGAGGCCGAUGUAUCUACUUUCAAUGGUCCAGCGCUGGCUGUAUCUGAAUUUAAACGUGGUCGUUGCUGUUACGGCAACAGCUCUCGUAGGUUUAAUAACUCAGCUUCGGUCUAGUUCAAGUCUUUCUGGUGCAUCGCUAGUCACUUUGAUGACGUUGAGUCAGUCCUUGAGCGACAUUGUGCGAUUCUAUGCUGCGCUAGAGACUUCUAUUGGAGCCGUAGCUCGGCUCCGGAAUUUUACUACCAAGACUGGGAUGGAACGUGUUUCGCAUGAUGAUGGGAAACGUGAUGAACGGUGGCCAUCUAAGGGAAAUGUUGAGGUUCGGGGAAUUUGGGCGACGUAUAAUGGGGAUGCUGAGGAAUAUGCGCUGCAAGGAAUUGAUGUCUCGAUCCGAGCGGGUGAAAGGAUAGCUUUGUGCGGUCGUACAGGAAGCGGAAAAUCUUCUUUUAUUCUCCUUCUUCUCGCUCUUCUGGAGCCCGUACAACAGGAUGAUGCCGAGUACACAUUGUCCAUUGACGGUGUUCCUCUCUCAUCCAUAAGUCCACAGACAAUACGGGAAAGACUAAUAACAGUGCCCCAAGACCCAGUGUUCUUGCCCAUAGGCAGCACUUUUAUGGAGAAUCUAGAUCCACUGGGCUUAGCCACCAUAGAGCAGUGUCGCGAAGUGCUGCAAGCAAUGGACCUCUGGAACAUGGUGGAAGCCCAGGGUGGACUUGACGGUGUUCUAUCAGAAUCCUCACUGAGUCAAGGCCAGAGGCAGGUCUUCAACAUUGCACGAGCAGUGCUCAAGCGGAAGACGACGGGUAGUUCUGUACUCCUCUUGGAUGAGUUCACCAGCUCGGUUGAUGCUGAUACCGAGCGGGACAUGCUGGCGAUGAUUGACAGGGAGUUUGCGGGCUGUACUAUCGUUAUGGUAGCGCAUCGGCUGCACAUUGUGUCUGAAUUUUGCGACAGGGUGCUUGUUUUGGAUCACGGAAGGAUUGUAGAGGCUGGUGACCCUCGGACACUGGCAAGGGUCGAUGAGACGUGGUUUGCGAGUUUGUUGGCAGCUGUAGGAUAG